CGCUCAUCAAACACCUGCCGUCAUUUCCGUCUCGCGAGAGAGGUGAGCCGCAUACUCCACUUCACUCUCGGCGGCAUGAAGCACCACGCCAUGAGGUCCCCGUCCCGCGCCUCGCCGUCGGCAAUGGGCGCCGCGAACAAGUUCUCCCACCACCACGCCGCCAUCGCGAAGGCGCCGGCUCCGAGGAAGAUCAGGAUCGUGCACGUCCUGGCGCCGGAGGUCAUCAAGACGGACGCGCGGAACUUCCGCGAGCUCGUCCAGCGCCUCACCGGGAAGCCGGCCACCGCAUCGUCGUCGUCGUCGACGCUGCCGGACCCGCGCGACACGGCGGGCGACGAGCUGGGUGGCCUUGUCGCGGACGGCGCCGGCGCCGCGGCGGCGAUCAAGGCGGAGGCGAAGGUCGAGGAGACCGAGGCGGAGACGGCGUCGGCGUCGGCGGCGGGAGGAUUCCUGCACCACGCGCUCGGGGAAGAGGACAGUAACGAUGGGUUAUCACAGUGGCUAGAGAAUGGCUUCUGUGCCGACAUGGAUUCCAUCAGUUUCUGAUGAAUUGAUCAGGUGACGCCCUGGGAGUUUAGACUUAGGAUUUUCUAGCUCCUUUGAUCCCUCGGAUUUAGAUGAUUCCACCUAUAUAAAAUGACGGAAUUUUCGAUCCCCUUGAUCCCUCGCAUUUAGAUAUAUAAAAAUUCCACCCGUCUAAAAUGAUGAGUUUUUUUAGCUCCUUGAUCCCUUGCGUUUAGAUAAUUCCACCUAUCGGAAACAUCCUUUCCGUCGUUAAUUUAGAUGGUUUAUUCAAUAUUUCAUUCCGUCAGAUGCUAUUUUCUCCGUUCUCACAUUUUUGUUUAUGGCUCUUCACAGUUCACUUCAUAACUAGUAACAGAAUUGAAACAUCCUUUUCGUUAUUAAUUUAGAUGGGUUUAUAGUAGCUUCCAGUGGAUUUUUCUGAGUGUCCGGGGCUAACCUGUCGCACGUAGAACCAAAAUUAGCACAUUAGAAACUAAACAUUUUAUCCGGGAGAAUUGCCGAGUGAUCUGUGUAGAACAUUUGCCCUUGAAAAGAAACAACUCUCUAUGGUUGUUUGAUUGAUCUCAUCAAAGAGUUUACUGUUUCAAAUGUUGCGCCAUUGACGUCAUGACGUGUGAAGGGAGUGGUUGCUGUCGUCCCCACUGAUGCUGCAAGCAUGCAACUGCUGAUAAGAGCAGAUCAGGCUUUAGUUUGUACUAAUGGAAAGUAAAAAACAGAUAUAUUUGCCUGUU
Messenger RNA from Oryza brachyantha (malo sina), 1256 nucleotides. Its product is annotated as nuclear speckle RNA-binding protein B-like. The transcript has a single exon. The coding region runs from base 76 to 546 and encodes 156 amino acids. Gene Ontology annotation, cellular component: nucleus. The record is from RefSeq and is a predicted model, not a curated record. Lineage: Eukaryota; Viridiplantae; Streptophyta; Magnoliopsida; Poales; Poaceae.